AUGGCUGGCGGCAGGAUCCCGGAGCUCGUCACCCGCAACCACCCGUCGUCGCCGUCUCCGACAAUACCGGCGGCCGUACUCAAGGAGAUUCACGAUGCCGGCGUCCCCUUUUACAUGAUGGGCAUCUUCCUCCCCCACGCCGUCUGCACGCUCUUCAUCUUCUCCCGCGUCGUCUGCCGCAUCUGGGUCACCCGCAAGUGGUUCCUCGACGACACCCUCAUUUUCCUCGCCUGGCUCUUCUCCACCGCCCUAAGCGUCGUCUACGCCAUCACCGCCUUGACGCCCUCGCUCCUCGGCGCCCCCGUGGAUGGCGCCUCCUCCAUCCUGGACGCCAACCCCUACAUCAUGCGCACCUACCUCGGCCUCGUCUACUACCAGCUGUGCUUGUGCCUCACCAAGCUCUCCAUCCUCGCCUUCUACCUGCGCGUCUUCGCCUGCCGCCCACGGGAGCGCUUGCUGGCGCGGGCCGGCGUCGUCUUCGUCGUCCUCUACAGCGCCCCGAUGCUGCUCAUGAGCUUCCUACAGUGCCACCCCAGCCCCGGCCUGUUCUUCGGCCAGCCCAUGGUGUGCUUCAACUUCCCCGACCUGCUCAUCUCCAGUGCCAGCCUGCACUCCGCCACCGAUGCCUGGCUCAUCGUCAUGGUCAUCCCCACCGUCAGGCGCCUCGACAUUCCCCACCGGCAAAAGAUUGCCCUCGGGGCCGUCAUGAGCCUCGGCAUCUUCGUCAUCGUCGCCAGCAUGAUCCGCCUGCAACUCAGCCUGCACUUGCAGUACCGACCCAACAGCUCCGCCGUCCGCAACACCCUGGGUUUCUUCGUCAUGACCGUCCUCGAGUGCAACGUCGCCCUCAUCUGUGCCAGCGCGCCGACGCUGCGGCCGCUUCUGGCCAAGCUGUUCCCCCUGUGGAUGAACAGCGCGCAGCGGAGGCGGUCGUUCGAGCCCUCGACGGGGCAGAGCUUCGACCUGACGAGCCUGACGUACAACGGGUAUCCGUGGGCGGCGCCGCGCUCGCCCGCCGCCGCCGCCGAGAGGAGCAGGAACGGCAGCGUGAGAAGCCACCUGGACAAGCCACGGAUGCCGGCGCCGCCGGGCAGGGUCCUAUCGAUGACGCAGCGCCAGCCGACGACGUUGAGCCUGGGCAACAUGAUUAUUGGAACGGCGCCGCGGGUCGCGCAGCGGACCAGGGCCCGGCCCCUCGCGGCGGACGACGGCAGCAGACCCAUGCUGCACGAGACGUGGGACGCGAAGCGCAGCUCGUCAAUCUACUCGCAGGACCCGGUGUGGGACGAGCUCGGCGAGCACGAUUAUGAGGAGAAGGGCGUCAUCCCCAAGACGAUGAGUCUGUGCCUCCGCUCCGAUCACGCGACGGACGGCGGCAACGUGGAGCUCGGCAUGACGCAACAGCUGGACGUCAACCGCAUGAGCCCGAUGUCCGGGCUCAGCGGAGAGACCUGGACCGGUGAUAGGAGCAGCUCAGGCACGAACGCCGAGAGCAUUAACGGAAAAUUGAUGAUGGAGAUACCCAGUGAGAAGGAGGAGGUAGAGGCAGACGGCAAGCCCAAAGUGCCCAUGCGGAGCCCAUUGAGAGAUAGCCGGAGAUGA
This is a messenger RNA of Colletotrichum graminicola M1.001, 1602 nucleotides long. RefSeq lists its product as uncharacterized. Bases 1 to 1602 code for a protein of 533 amino acids. NCBI's taxonomy places the organism in Eukaryota, Fungi, Ascomycota, Sordariomycetes, Glomerellales, Glomerellaceae. The record is from RefSeq and is a predicted model, not a curated record. The transcript has 2 exons.